Molecule: messenger RNA, 2229 nt
Organism: Ooceraea biroi (clonal raider ant)
Lineage: Eukaryota; Metazoa; Arthropoda; Insecta; Hymenoptera; Formicidae
Product: fatty-acid amide hydrolase 2
Cellular component (GO): endomembrane system
Source: RefSeq, a predicted model, not a curated record
AUUAUCGGAGACGGAGGUGGAAAAAGAGCACAAAAAUAAAACCCGGUAAACCGUAUCACCGUAUGUUCCAAAGGUACUUCCGUGAGAGACGGGAAGAAGUAACGGACGACUGAGGAGGACUGAUAGUUUGUGCGUCGAGUGUAAAGUGAAUUUCGAGUAUUUCGUGAAACAAGUGCUCGUAUCAUAUAUUAAUCUGAUAUCUUUCUCCGACAGCUCGAAGAAAUCAUGUGCACUUCCGUGAAAAAUAAGGAUUCUGGACAGUGCAAAGACACAGUACAGCUUGCUAAGAAUCUAUGUUGGAAAUUCUUAAGAUGUAUGAUCGUGCAUCUGCAUUCCCUCUUUGAUUGCUUUGUAGAUUUUGCCUUUGGCUUGUAUUAUGAUAAUAAGGCAAAGAAGGUACCGCCAGUGAAAAACAAUCUUCUAUUAGAAAGUGCUGUUUCCUUAGCGGAGAAAAUCAGAACAAAGAAAGUUUCGUCGGAGGAGGUCGUGAGGACUUACAUUGAGAGAUGUAAGGAAGUAAAUGGCUUAAUUAACGCAAUUGUGCAAGAUAGAUACGAUGAUGCAAUUAAAGAGGCAAAAGCAGUGGAUGACAUAAUAGAAAAGAGCACAGACCCAGAGAAGUUAAAGGUAACGCAGCCGUUCCUGGGUGUCCCUUUCACUACGAAGGAGAGUAACCGUGCUAAAGGAUUAAUUCAUUCAAUGGGUUUGCUUUGCCGUCGUAACUGUCGUGCCGAGGAGGACGCUACGACAAUUCGUUACUUCAAGGAGGCCGGAGCGAUUUUAAUCGCGAAGACUAAUAUUCCCGAGCUGAAUCAAUGGGUCGAGUCCAGGAACAAUCUGUACGGACAGACGAACAAUCCUUACAACACUAGCAGGACGGUGGGCGGUAGCAGUGGUGGAGACAGUGCUAUAGUAUCGGCGAGUGGUGUACCGAUCGCCGUCGGCAGCGAUAUAGGAGGAUCCACUAGGAUACCUGCGUUCUGCAACGGAUUGUUCGGCCAUAAACCUAGUGAAGGUUUAACUCCAGUAGCUGGCAUCGGAUUACGCGAUAUCGAUUAUCCAAGCACGAUGGUAGCAGUUGGACCAAUCUGUAGAAAGACCGAGGAUCUAAUACCCUCCAUGAAGGUAUUGAUCGGCCCUAACGUGUCCAAAGUAAGGCUGGAUGAGCCGGUAAACGUGAAGAAUUUGAAAGUGUACUAUCAGGCGAAUUCUUGCGACUUGAGGACGAGCAAAGUGAGCGGAGCUAUGCAAGCGGCAUUAAUGAAGGCAGUGGCUCACUUUAAAGAACUUACGGGCUUCGCAGAAAAGAUUAAAGUACCAGGCUCGGAAUACAGCUUCAGACUAUGGAGGUAUUGGAUGACUCGUGAAGAUAUAAAUUUCAAACUCGAUCUAACGGAUCGGAAGUACGUCACGAGCGCGACCAGAGAGGUUUUUAAUCUACUGACUGGAAACUCACAAUUAACAUUGGCCGCUCUCAUAAAGCUGAUAGACGCGGACUACUUUCCACAGGAGAAUGCCGAGUGGGCAAAGAGUGUCACUGGAAAGGCAAAACAAUUCCUGCUAGAAACAUUGAGCGACGACGGCGUAUUGUUUUAUCCAUCGUCUCCAACUACCGCUGGUUAUCAUUAUUCCCCAUUUCUCAAGCCCUACAAUUUCGGCUACACGGCUCUGUUCAACGUUUUGCGGUUUCCAACUUGCCAAGUGCCACUGGGCUUGGACGAGCAAGGCGUACCAGUCGGUAUUCAGGUGAUAGCGGCUCCCUAUAAUGACCAUCUAUGCUUCGCAGUUGCUAAAGAACUCGAGGCAGCGUUCGGUGGAUGGGUUCCACCGUCGUGAGUCUGCAAGUUAUAAUCUUUUCUAGUUUUUAGAGAAGCUAAGUCAUUUGCAAUUGAUCACCAAUGAGUGUUUAUAUCAAUAGAACAAAUAGUCUUAUUAUGGAUGUCUAAAAACGGUUAUUAAAAGUAAUUUUUUGCAAAUUACUAAUAUAUGAUGAAAAGGUAAAAAAUAUGUUGCUUUUGAUAUAUUCUUAAUGACUUUUUUAAAAUUUUUUCAGUAAUUAUAAGCACAUAUUUCAUUCCCUGUUGGAUAUGGUGUAUUAUUUUACUAUAUUACGACAUCGUAUGUGACUUACAUGUUAGUAAUAAUAGUGUAUCAACUUGGGCAAUUAAUUAUUUGUAUAUUACUUGGUACAUUACUUGGGCUACUAUUAAUUAUAACAGUUUAAGAAAA